AUGAACUGGAGCAAAGCGUUGGAUUACAUGCAGCAGGCGUCCACGAUGCGGCUGGCUGUCAUAGUAUCGGCCCGCAAUGCCGCAAUGAUGGCCUGCACUGAGCUGGGGCGUUGGCUCGAGGCAUUGGCGCUGCUGCGCCGCGAAGCCGCUGGAGGCCUUCAAAGAGACGAAGUUUCGUACGCGGCUGCCGCAGGGGCCUGCAGACAGGCAAAUCGCUGGCAACAUGUGCUUGCCCUGCGGGCGCUUGCAGAAUCAGCAGGCAUGGAGGCUGAGCUAAUGCUUCAAAAUGCAGCACAUUGCGCCUGGCGCACCGCCCGGAGAUGGGAGGGCUCCUUGCAUCUGCUGCAGGAGAUGGAGGAGACCUCUCUACAGCCUGAUGCGGUUAGCUUUGAGGCGGCUGUCCAGACCUGCGAGCUCGGCGGCGAACCCGGGCCAGCAGCGCUGAUUCUCGGGCUCUGCCACUCGCGCGCCUGGCUUUUGGGCAGUCAAGACGCCCGCCCGAACGAAGCAGUGCCAAAGUGA
Molecule: messenger RNA, 522 nt
Organism: Symbiodinium pilosum
Lineage: Eukaryota; Dinophyceae; Suessiales; Symbiodiniaceae
Source: the annotation of a GenBank genome assembly